AUGCCAUCAUUCGUAACCAUUCCCAGCACUCAAGAAGUACCGAGCAUGGAAAGAGAGCCUGUCGACGAUCAUAUAAAUUCGUUAGAUUGGCGGCACAGCACCGUAACUUUCUUGGCAGAGUUGUUUGCUCUCGUCCUAGGACCCCUUCUUGCAUACACCGUCUUAGAUCGUAACAUGGUCGUUACACACGAAAGUGCACCACCCAAAGCCAAGCCCAAAGGCCAGGAAGUAGUAGUAACGUGCCAGGCAAGGAGAAGAGGGAAGAAAUGCGACCAAGGGAAGCUUACAGAAGACGAUGCGCAACAUCCUGGAUGUGCGGCAUGCAGACGCUUGCGUAUUGAAUGCCUUGGAUAUGCUCGCAAUCGUCCUGAGUGGCUAAAAGGGCCUCAAGUCGAUGAAUUUAAACGGACAAUCAAGAUGUUCCUUGCUGAAAAUUCACCGCGAGUUCAACGUACUCCUCGCACUUCUGACUCUGGGAGCUUGCCAUUCCUAACCUUUGACAACCUUCGCAAUGGCGCGGCCACUUCGUUUGUCCCAGUCGGUCCUUCAUCCUCUUCCGUUAAUGGAGCUGCCGAAGCCAGCUCUCCUGCACAGCCCCCUGAAGGACAAGAUGGGACUCGAGGGGAUUUCAACCCGCCUCCGAUCCCUCCUACAUAUGCACACGCACACUCCCUGGGCAUCCCAUCCAAUCUCAUGGAAUUCCCCAUCAAUUACCGCCUAUCGCCCACCCUCAUGACCGAAUCAGCUUCAAUCGCAAGCAGGGAUUCCACUGACCCAGCUCUUGCGAUCGAUCCAGCCCUAGAGGACGCAAACAUGCAGACUCUUGCGCCUGUACUUGCCCAACUUGGCAGGAACACCUCCGCUGCCCCAGCCCCUGCGGCCCCUGUUGGGGAGAAUGCUCUGCAUAACAUUGGGCCUGUUGAAGCCGCGGCGGUCCGCGCAUGGGCAGGCGUUGUUGGUGCUAGCGUUGCCUGGGGAGAGGUUGUUGUUGAGAUUGUAGGCGCUACAAGAGCAGAGCCUGGUACGGUUAUUAGCUUCACUGGCCCUAUACCCGAAAAUCUCGACCAACUUGGAGCGAAUGCUUUACAAGCUUGUGCUCUCAUGUGCCUUGGCCUUCCUGGAGCGGAGGAAGUACUUGCUAAACGCUUGGAGGAGCGCCGCUGGGGCGAGGAAGUUGCCGAAGGAGGAAUAGCCGAGAAUUGGCAACGAGCGGUGAAGCUCGAAGCGCGGCAAGGAAAGCCUGCCGAGGUUCAGGAUGGACUGUCAGGUGUUAAACCCGAAGAGGCAGGAGGAGACGUGCAUAUGGACUCUGAUGAUAAGAGCACCGUCGUUGCCCCAGCUGUUGCCGCCGCGACCCUGAACACGCCCGUUGUGCAGAAUGAUCCUGCAGUCACCUCUAUAGCCACUGUUUAA
Rhizoctonia solani is the source of this 1413-nucleotide messenger RNA. Its product is annotated as Fungal Zn(2)-Cys(6) binuclear cluster domain. The record is from RefSeq and is a predicted model, not a curated record. The transcript has 9 exons. NCBI's taxonomy places the organism in Eukaryota, Fungi, Basidiomycota, Agaricomycetes, Cantharellales, Ceratobasidiaceae. The coding region runs from base 1 to 1413 and encodes 470 amino acids.